Messenger RNA from Hyphopichia burtonii NRRL Y-1933, 1599 nucleotides. RefSeq names its product Try3p (gene TRY3). Lineage: Eukaryota; Fungi; Ascomycota; Pichiomycetes; Serinales; Debaryomycetaceae. The transcript has a single exon. Bases 40 to 1557 code for a protein of 505 amino acids. The record is from RefSeq and is a predicted model, not a curated record.
UCAGAUUGAAGCUUAAAGUUAAUUAGUUAUCCAAUUAAUAUGAAAUUUGCUAAGGUUUUACAACAAACGCUUGUUGAAGAAGAUAUACCAGAAGAAUGGGUAGAGGCAGCCAUUAAAUAUAAGUCAUUGAAGAAGUGUAUCACCAAAGUUGUUCGGGAGUUAAAGUUUUUAGGGCUAGAGCAGAAUACACUUAAGUUUUUACUAGAGGAUCCAAAUAGUGAAGAUGGGACUAAAAAGAUCAUUGAAGUUGAUCAACAUGAGACUUUACCAAAUAAUCCGAUAAUUGCAGAAUACACUUUGACUAAGUCAAAUGAUAAAUCCAAGCCGAUAUUGCCGUACCUCAAGAUAACAUUGAAUUAUGAUGAUGAUGAGUAUACGGAUGAUCAUAUUCAUGAAGUUGGAUUACAACUUAAGCAUAAGAUUGAAAUGUUAUUGAAUAAUGAUGAUUUUGCUGAUGAUGAUCAUGAAGAACCAAAUACUGAACAACAAGUUAUUGAGAUUAAAGAAGAAGGGGACAAACUUAUACUAUCGCCCCAAACAACUCAUAGCAUACCGAGUAGGCUGGGAUCCCCAGAGCCCUUUGAAUUGAAUAAUUCGAAAUCGUUAGAUAAAACUAUUACUGAAACCAAGGAACCAGUUCCAAAACAAAGCAAAACCAACGAAAUUGUAAUCAUGUUGAAUUCAGAUACUAAGUUUUUCCAAAUGUUGAAUAAAGAAUUAGAAUCUUUGGAUGACUUGAAAUCAAAGGAAGAAUCAAAUUUAAUAUCUCAAGUAGACUCGAUAAGUCACUCGGUGAAAAGUUUAUCCAGUCCAAACGUAUCGUUGAAAAAAACAGACUUGUAUAAAUGGAGAGAAUUAUUCAAAAUAUAUUUAGAUUCUGAAGUCUAUUUCAAAUACAACCAAACCAAUUCAAGUGCAUCAGAAAGAAACGCUGAACAAAUUAAAAAAAACUUACAAGAGUUUGUGAAUAGGGUGACCAAGUCAGGUAUAACAGACCAGUUCAAGAAGAAAAAAUCAUUAGCAGUCUUUAAUCAAUUCAUAUCAAUGAAUUACCACUUACUUAAGGUUUUACAAUUCCAAUCAAUAAAUACUGAAGCUUUUAGAAAAAUUUUGAAAAAGUUCGAUAAGCAAACUUCCCUUAACGUGAAAAAUAGAUUCCCUAAAUUAAUCAAUGAUGACCAUGUCUUUUUCAGUGGUGCAUCUUUGGCUCAAUCAAUUUGUUAUAUCAUGCAAACGUCGGUAUUAACCUUGAUACCCCAAUUGGAUGAUUAUACUUGUCCAAUCUGUACCUCGGUUGCCUUCAAACCAAUAAAAUUGAGUUGUGGUCAUGUGUUUUGCGUGAGAUGUUUGGUCAAAUUGAAACAACAAGACAAGUCAAACUGCCCAAUUUGCAGACAUGAAAAUGCAGUUGUAAAAGCUGAUUCCACCAAUCUAGACCUAAAGUCAAUGGCCCUAAUGAAAACUUACUUCCCACUUGAAGUCAAAGAAAAAUUGAAAGAAAGGGAUAAAGAAAGGUAUGAUGAAGUCGUGGGUAAAGAAAAGUGUAUAAUCAUGUAAUCUCUUGUAUAAUAAGUUGGUACUGUAAAAAAGAUGUUGCAA